AUGACUGACAAUUUGGAAUCCGUUGAUGUUUUGCAAGCAAACAUCAUUGCUGCUGGUACAAACAAAAAGACCAGAAGAAUCGUUAAUGGAUUCGGUGGGUUAAUGGGUUCAAAAGAGAUUACUUCACCUCAUUUCCUUGAACAAGAAGCCGCUGCUGCUGCUGAAGCUGAAAAGAAAGAGAAGGAAAAUGUUGAAUCUCUUUUAGCCAAAGAUCGUGCUGAAAAAGCAAAAUACUCCAAAAAUAAACAUAUUUCUGAACAACCAUGGACUUUACAAAAUUGGCACCAACAUAUUAACUGGUUAAAUGUUGUAUUAGUUGUUGCUAUUCCAUUGAUUGGUUUAUUCUCAACAAGUCGUGUUCCAUUAAAAUUAAACACUGCUUUAACUGCUAUUGUCUUGUAUGUCUUUGGUGGGUUAUCAAUCACAGCUGGUUAUCAUAGAUUAUGGGCCCAUAAAUCUUAUAAUGCUAAAGCUCCAGUUCGUAUCUUUUAUGCCUUGUUUGGUGCUGCCGCUGUGGAAGGUUCUAUUAAAUGGUGGGGUCAUUCUCAUAGAAUUCAUCAUAGAUACACUGAUACUCCAAGAGAUCCUUAUGACGCUAGAAGAGGGUUCUGGUAUAGUCAUAUGGGUUGGAUGUUGAUGAAACCAAAUCCAAAAUAUAAAGCUAGAGCUGAUAUCUCAGAUUUAAUUGAUGACUGGGUUGUUAGAGUUCAACAUAGACAUUAUUUGGGAAUUAUGGUUUUCAUGUCAUUUAUUUUCCCAACUUUAGUUUGUGGUUAUUUCUUUAAUGAUUAUCUUGGAGGUUUUAUCUAUGCUGGUAUCUUAAGAGCUUGUUUCAUUCAACAAGCUACUUUCUGUGUUAACUCAUUGGCUCAUUGGAUUGGUGUUCAACCAUUUGAUGAUAGAAGAACUCCAAGAGAUCAUUUCUUGACAGCCUUAGUUACAUUUGGUGAAGGUUAUCAUAAUUUCCAUCAUGAAUUCCCAACAGAUUAUAGAAAUGCUAUCAAAUGGUAUCAAUAUGAUCCAACAAAAAUUGUUAUUUAUAUCCAUUCUAAAUUAGGUUUAGCUUCAAACUUGAAAACUUUUUCACAAAAUGCUAUUGAGCAAGGUUUAGUUCAACAACAACAGAAAAAAUUAGAUGCUGCAAGAUCAAAAUUGAAUUGGGGUACACCAUUAUCUCAUUUACCAAUUUGGGAUAAAUCUGAAUAUUUUGAAAAAUCUAAGGAUAAGAAAGGUUUGGUUAUCAUUAGUGGUAUUGUUCAUGAUGUUUCAGGUUAUAUUUCAGAACAUCCAGGUGGUGAAGCAUUAUUAAAAUCUUCAUUAGGUAAAGAUGCUACUAAGGCUUUCAAUGGUGGUGUUUACUUACAUUCUAAUGCUGCUCAUAACUUGUUGGCUACAAUGAGAGUUGCAGUUAUUAGAGAUUCAGGUGCAACCAACAACACUUUUGAUCCAAAUGUUGGGUUUACAAAAAAAGCUGAGUAG
Molecule: messenger RNA, 1479 nt
Organism: Hansenula anomala
Lineage: Eukaryota; Fungi; Ascomycota; Saccharomycetes; Phaffomycetales; Wickerhamomycetaceae
Gene: OLE1
Product: stearoyl-CoA 9-desaturase
Exons: 1
Coding region: 1-1479 (492 amino acids)
Biological process (GO): unsaturated fatty acid biosynthetic process
Cellular component (GO): endoplasmic reticulum membrane
Molecular function (GO): heme binding; stearoyl-CoA 9-desaturase activity; iron ion binding
Source: RefSeq, a predicted model, not a curated record